AUGGCCUCUCCAAGAAGUCAUGCCUCGGCGUAUGCGGCAUGGCAACUACGUCCAGUUGACGGUGCCCCUCCAGAGCGUUGCGAAGUGGCCACACGUGACAUGUUGACAGCCAGCCGCACGUUGGAUGUUGAGACAUUUUGGAACCAGUAUUACAUCCCAACACCGCCAAGUGUGCAGGAGGAAUCAGAAGAAUCAGAACCUGAUGUCUCACCCAGUCUUGUUGAUUCAGAAGACAUUCGUCGUGAAUUCGGACACCUGGGCAGAGAUGGGAAUGAACAUGAUGAUAUUUCGCUCAUGCAAAAGCCACCUAGUGACCCGAGAUCCCUUGACAAUCAACCUGCUUCCAGCAGUCAGGCCGCCUCUAGCACUGAUGUAGCUGUAAUUUCCAGCCAGCCGGCUGAUGGUCAUCUUGCUGAAGCUGUGCACCAAAUUGUGAAUGAUUCCUGUCUUCUUCAGUUCAAUCCUCGUACAACUGAACGUUGGCCUUUGUGGUAUCGUGCCCUUGCCACAUUCUUUGGGGACGAAGCGCAUACUGAAAAUGAUGAUGAAGGACCAGUUGCGUAUUUGACUACAUGGUUUGCCGAUUGUUCAGUUGAAAGCACCAAUGAGCAUCCCCGCACGGUUCGACUGGACUCUCAAACGAGCUUGUGGGCACAUGAUAUCCAGCAUACGUGGCGUGACAAAAUUCAGACUGGCUCCCCAGUUCACUUUGCUUGGGUGUUCCCAAAGCCAGUCGAUGCUCCAGUAAUGCGCACCAUAGGACAUUUGAUUGUUUAUCAACAUCCUAAUGAGCUGCUUGUGCCUAUUCUUCUAAGCUUCCAAUUCAAAGCUCUCACCCUUGAUGGAACUACCCAUGCGGUUGCAGUGGUCAGACAUGGAAUUUCCCCAAGUGACCUGGCUUGUCAACUCAAGAUUGACCGAGUAUGCCGAGGCAGGCGUUGUACCUUGCAUCGUGGCGCGCCUGGGAAGAAAUGGUUUGAUCGUUUCACCACUGGAGAGGGAGUUCGCCUGGUGAUCCCAUCCCCAGGAGAGCUGGCUGACCCCGAAUUGCAUUGGAGUUUAGGUGCAGUUGUUCUGGUUUUUGAUGAUCCAUUAGUCCCGCGUUUUCCAAUGCUGUCAAUGCGAUUGGAGGAUCAACCACAGUUCAUUCAGAACCUUCAACAAUUGUGGGUUCGCUAUGGCCAGCGCAAUGAAAUUUUAAUGGAGCGGUUUCUUGAAGUCACCACAUGGUACCUGGAUGGAACAGCGGUUACAUACAAUGACCAACAGCGCAAGGUCUUGCUAGGCAGUGACUUCACUGAAUGGAUAGAUGAUCUGAGGCGUGUUUGGCAUGAUCUGGAAGACGCAAGUGAAGACAUGGAAUUUGCAUUUGUGCGUCCCACUCCGCCUUGCAGUCCCUUGAGUGAUAUUCACAUCUUGCUUUAUCAGCAGAUUGAUUCGCAACAUGUUGGGCUCAUUGUGACUAAGUAUGAUCAUGCUGUCAUGCAGGGACGCCCAUUUUCAGCGGCCGUGGUUUGUGCAAAUCCACCCAGUAGGUCCGCUGUGAUUGAUGCCAUUGCGAAAACGGAUGAAUGCAUCACCCCAGGAGUUCAAUGUCAAGUUUGGCGACAAGGCAAGCUGAUUGAAGAUGCCAGCCAUGCUCUUGAUCAGGGCACAACCUUGCAGGUUCACAUUCAUCGCCAGACUUUACACUCUUGGGAUGCUCAUGAGGAAGAAUCUGAUGAAAAUGCCUACAUGCAACAAGGCCAUGUGUUGCAUGUUUCAGGACACACCAUGCUUCAGACCCAACGACACAUGACACACCAUUAUGAAUGCUUCGAGGAAGAUGAUUUAGCUUUGCGCUUAGCACGUUUUAGUGAGCAUCUUUCAAUGCUAAAAUCUGCGCUACAAGAGUCACGCUUGCGCCAGAAGCAGAAAGUUUUGUGCCUUGAUGGCUUGAUCCCAUCUCCUCGCAGGACUGCCAUCGAUUGUGCCAAGCCCUUAUUUUUACGGCAGCAGUGCUUGCAGAUUGACUUAGGUCAAUGGCAUUCCAACAAUGCAGUCGUUAAGUGGCAUCCGGUCACCCUGGCAGCAUUUGAAACCAUGGUAGCGUGGACCAAGGAGCCCCCAAUCAAGAUUUCUUUCUUCACAGAUGGAUCAGCUGCGCAUGUUGAUGGAGUGCGUCAAGGAGCUUCAGCGGUAGUGCUCCUCGUACAUACCUUGCAUGAUACUCUCUUUGGAGGAUUUCGAUGCUUCUCCCUCUUUGAAGGAGCAUCAGCCCCUCGUGCUGAGAUGGCAGCGAUUCUGGGAGCGCUUCUUUGGGCUUCUCAGAUCCUUGAAGAGCAGUCGCAAACAAUUCAAGAUGUUGAGUUUGGUUUCGAUUGCCUUGCUGCUGGUUUGCCUGCUGCUGGCCAAUGGCAGAUCCUUGCACAUGCUGAUAUUCAGAAACCAGCUCGUGCGCUCGUGCAGUGGCUUCAGCAGAGACACCGAUGUCAAUGGCACUGGAACCAUAUCAAGGCUCACAAUGACCAUCCCUGGAAUGAAGCUGCUGAUGCAGCAGCCUGGGCUGCUCUACACCAAUGGAUCGCCUCUGUCCCUAUCACUGAGAUUCUUGCUUCGCUUACCUUCGACAGCACAGAUUCGAAAUGCGUUGAAUGGUUGUGGUUCGUGGAAGCAGCUCAACAAGGUGAAUGCGGUUUUCCGUGCCUGCAGCAACACAUCAUGCAUGUGGACCUUGAUGCCCCAUUCCUUGUCUCUCCGUUCGCUGACCAUCAUCCCUUUGUUAUGCGGAAUGAGCGAAAUGAUGCGCUGCAACACCCCUCGAGCAUGACCUUGAGAUGUUGUACUGCCAAUGUGCUCACGCUGUUUCCUUCCGAAGCAGGUCAUGGGUCAUAUGUGACGGCACGACAAGAAUCCUUGAUGAAGCAAUUUCAAAAUAUUCAUGCUCAAGUGAUUGGCGUCCAGGAAACACGCUCCAAAGCCUCAGGCCAUUUUGUUGUAGACAGCUUCCAUGUUUUGAGUUCCCCUGCCACAUCGCGUGGACAAGGAGGAGUUCAACUUUGGAUCCAACAAACCUGGAAGACUUCUUCAGGUACCUUGGCCAUUCUUGCUCGGCAUUUGCGAAUUCUCCAUGCAACCUCUCGAAGGUUAGUAGUUCAACUCAAACACGAUGGCUUGCAUUUGAUUUUUCUUGUUGGACAUGCGCCUUCUAAUGUCCCUGAUGAAGAGUACCGCACCUGGUGGAAAGCUACGACAGCAGCCGUUCCUCAUCAUUUGAGACACGUUCCAACGAUCGGUCUCGUUGAUGCCAAUGCUCGGGUCGGUGAAUUUGUGUCUGAUCAUGUAGGAGGUCAUCAGUUUCAAGUUGAGAAUCCGCCUGGAAGCAUUUUCCAUCAAUGGCUCCAAGACUCUGACAUGUAUGCGCCCCAGACAUUUGCCGAUUUUCAUGUCGGUGAAGGAAACACAUGGUUCCAUGCCAGUGGAGCAGCGGCUAGGCUAGACUAUGUUGUGCUGUCUCAAUGUCUACGCUCAUGUCAGGUUCGUACAUCUAUUGCCGAAAUUGAUCUUGCCAUGCAAAAGCUGGAUCAUGUUGCAGUUCAAGUGGAUCUACCCAUUGAGUUUUCUUGCCGUGUAAAUCCACGCUGCAUGCAUGACUUUCGUCCUCUGCCCACAGUUUGUGACACCCUUCCGCCAAACAUUGAGUGGAAUGUUAAUGUGCACACGCAUGCUGCCACCCUGCAACGUUGGUUACGCACCACACAACCACCUCGCACCAAGGCUGUUCGAAGAAAAAGCCAUAUGACAGACGAGACAUGGCAUAUGAUCCGAUGGAAACGACAUCAUUUCCUUCGAGUGCGCACAGUCCAACGCUUGCAGAACCGACAUUACUUGCUUGCUGUGUUUCGUGCUUGGAAAGCCACGGCGCCAGUGUCUGAUUGUUCUCAGUGGAUGCGAUUAUGUGACCAGACCAUUGCCUUGCAUUUGUGGCAGUAUCAACGCCUGAGUCGUUAUGUGACUAAGGCUGUCCGACUUGAUGACAAGAAGUUCUUCAUCCACCUUGCCGAACAACAAGGUCAGAUUGCAGCUGAUGAGGGUUUCAAUCGUUUGUGGACAUCAAUCAAACCUCUGUUGCCCAAGAACAUCAAGCGGAGCCAGCAAAAUAUACGAUGCCGUGGUCCAACAAAUGCAGAUCUCAUGAGCCACUAUUGCUCUCUCGAAGCUGGUGAGCCAUGCGAUUAUGCCUCUUUGCUGUCACAAUGUUUUGAAGAUCAGAAGAGUCGCAUUGAUGAAGCACCUCUCAGUAUCGAUCUUGCUCAUGUGCCUUCCCGACUGGAUGUCGAGAUAGUAGCCAGACGUGUGAAAUCGCGGAAAGCACCGGGCCUUGAUACUGUGCUCAAUGAACAUUUGCGAUGCCAAGCCUUAACUUUCUCUAGUGCUUUCCAUUCCCUAUUUUUCAAAUCGUGGCUUACCAGUGCCGAACCCUUACAAUUUAAGGGCGGAAUGGUAUGGACCAUCACGAAGAAGAAGAUUUCCAUGCAUGCCGCAGACAUGAGAGGCAUAGUUUUGUUGGAUGGUUUGGGCAAAAUGGGUCAUGCACUGAUGCGGAACGCAGUGUUGCCUUCUGCUCAAGAUCGAAAACUGAAAUCACAGUUUGGAGGCUUCAGAGACCAACAAGCUAGUUUUGCCACACUCUGGCUCCGGCUUUUUGGACGUUUGGCCCUUCAUCACGGUUUGUCAACUGCGAUAGUGUUCUUAGAUGUGCGCAAUGCUUUCCACUGCCUUUUGCGUGAGCACGUUUUUGGCACAGGUCUUGCUUUUCCACCUGUUCUAGCAGACUUGUUGACUCGUGAAGGAUUGUCAGUAACCCAGCUUGAGCAUGACAUUCAAAACCAUGCAUCCUCAUUUGAGCAGACAGUUGCACCCGUGACAGCUCGCAUUUUAAAGGAUGCGCAUUCCCAUACAUGGUUUGCGUCACCUCAGGAAGCCCAAUGCUACACCACUGCGCGUGGCUCCCGCCCAGGAUCGCCAGUGGCAGAUAUAGCUUAUAAUUUGCUGAUGGUCUCCAUCCUGCGAGAACUGCAACCUUUCCUGCGAGAUCACCCUCAAAUCCUUGCUGCAAGUUCUACUGUUGGCAUUGAAGUUCCAGUUAUUGCUUGGGUUGACGAUGUUGCAUUCCCUGUGCUCACCCAGACUGCUGCUAUGCUGGACCCUACAGUUGCCGACGUGAUGGUUCAGAUACAUCAGAUCUUUGCCAAGUAUGGAUUACGGCUCAAUAUGUCACCAGGAAAAACCGAAGCAAUUCUGAGCUACAAGGGCACAGGUGCCGGGGACUGCCGACGUGCUCGAUUCAUUGAUGAUCAUGGGCGACUGCCUGUUCCCGGUCAUCUUGAUCUUCAUGUAGUUGCGUGCUACACGCAUCUAGGUGCUGUUGCUUCCCAAAGCAUGUCUAUUGCCACUGAGCUGAAGACGAGAGUUGGCAAAGCAUCCAGUGCCUUCAGACAGAUGCGGAGAACCAUCUUUCAUAACCGGCACAUUCCAGUGAAAGCGCGGCUCCAGCUCCUUGAAUCCCUUGUUAUUUCAAUUCUGAUGUAUGGCAGUGGAGCGUGGCCUCUUUUGUCUCAUCGACAAUAUACCCAUGUCUCACAUGCCAUUUUAUCCUGGCAGCGUAGCAUUGUCGGUGUUGGAUUUUGGUCCCACACGCGCAUGACUGACUAUGAAUUUUUGGCAACUUGGGAGCUCCCAUGUUUGUCAGUUCGCCUUGCUAAGCACCGUCUACUGCUAGCAUUGAAGAUGUACCAGCAUGCCCCCAUUGAGCUCUGGAAUUGCAUCUCUCUUGAGGAUGACCUUUGUGAGGAUUCGUGGCUUCAUGCACUUCGCCAUGCGCUCAGAUGGUUUGCGCGCCUGUGCCCUCAUGAUGUCCCUGCCGAAACUGACUGGUCCACCGUUGAUAUCUUCAAGUGGCUCUCUGCUGCUACGCCGGCUUGUGCUAAUCGAGUGCGAAUUGCGGUGAAGAAGCACAUCCUGCAAGAACAUAUGAUUCAGGAAGUUGCACAUGGAUAUCGUGAUCUGCAACAAGUGUGCACCCAGCAUGGGAUUUGCUUUGACAAUGCCCCUGUGCCUGACAACCUUCGUUUGCAACGUUUUCAGUGCUCUACUUGUCCUGCAAGCUUCACGACUCCGCAAGGCCUUUCUGCGCACCGUUGGCGUGUACAUCAUGAGAUUUCUCUUGAGCGUCAGUAUGUUUUUUCUAGCACAUGUGCAGCAUGUGGCAAAUGCUUCUGGACUGCUCAGAGACUUCAACAGCACUUGCGAUAUUCCCGAAAACAUGAAGAUGGUUGCCUUGCCAUUUUGAGGAGACAUUUUGAUCCCCAAGCAACAUCGACACCCAUUGCAUUGCCUGAUUUUCACCGGAACAUGCAUCGUCUUCCAUGGGCCUAUGCAGAUGGCCCAGCUUCUGUCCCGGCUACUACAUGUUGGGUCCGCAAGCACCAACAUGACUGGGAGCAAUGGAGAGCGCGAUGGGCUGAACAUGGGUAUCCUGAUGAGCUCCCUGACAUCAUUUGUCAAACAGUUUUUGAUCGUAUUCGUGCUAUUACCCUGCAGGUUUGCCGAGAUUAUGCCCAUGAUGCGAUUGCUGAUCAACUCAUCUUCCAAUGGUGCUCCUUUAUUGAUGAGUGUGAACGACGUUCAGAGAUACAAGGGGUGUAUGCUUUAUGGGCGUUUCUCAUCUGGGGUCGGUCAGACAUCACCGAUGUCCUUGAAUGUGUUGAUGAUGUCGAUAUUGGUCCCAUCAUUGAACAAGCCUACGCUGAUCUCGCACAGGAAUUUCCUAUGGAUCCUCUGCUGUCUGAAUUGGACAGACUUCAUCGAGGCCGUCCACCUGUUGAAAUUCCUCUCGAAGUACCAGCGAGUGUUCGAGAUCCACGUAACCAUCAUGCCUUGGAAUCUCUCGAUGGAUGCUUCGAUAACCCUGAUGAAUUGCUUUCACCAUUUGUGGAUUCCGACGUCCUGCGCUGGCCCCGACCUAGAGGAGGAGAAGGGCUUGCUGCUUUGUUUCGAAUUGUGGAUGCUCAGUAUGUAGCUUGCUCCUUAGCAGGCCCUCCUUGCGAAACAUGGAGCGCAGCCAGGCAUGUUCCAGCUCCUGACGAUAGUCCGUUCCAAUGGCCUCGACCAUUACGUUCGGCACUACGCCCUUGGGGUGUUCAUGGCCUAAACCUCAGGGAGCUGCGACAACUAGCUCUUGGUAGCAAGCUCAUGCUCCACAAUGUGCGACUUGAACUGCGCGUCUACUUAGGAGGUGGAGCAACUGGAAUGGAACAUCCUGCUCCACCCUUUGAUAUGACCUUUGCCAGUGUCUGGCGCACCAAACUCCAAUCCAAAUUUUGCAUGCAGGCACCAGGUUCUCAGCAGAUUGUUUUUCAUCAAUGGCGCUUUGGCGCACCAUGUGUCAAGCCUACUACGCUGCGAUUGCUUGGUUUGCCCCCGAGCUCCAAUGUGUUCCAUGCUGAAGAAAUUCCAGGCCUUCAGAAGCCGUGCAACAUCCUUGAGGGAUUCGACCAUACGGAAAAGCGAUUCCGUACAGCCGAGACCAAGGAGUACCCGGCAGGUCUCUGUAAGGCAAUGAUCAUCACCUUGUUCACUGGACUUCGCACCCGGAUCAGACAGGAAGGCUCACGAAUUCAUUCCUUCAAUGAUUUACGGCCUGAAGAUGGCCAAUGGAUGCUGCGUGUUGCCGAAGCAAGUGGCACCGUUUUUGCAUCCGAUUUUUUGCCAGACUACCAGCCCAAUCGUGGCACUUAG
Molecule: messenger RNA, 7779 nt
Organism: Cladocopium goreaui
Lineage: Eukaryota; Dinophyceae; Suessiales; Symbiodiniaceae
Source: the annotation of a GenBank genome assembly